AGUCCGGCCACGUCGACCGGAACCUGAGGCGGACGCUGUGACGCCAUCAGCGCGCGGCGUGUGUUUACAGUUCAGCUGUUGUCAGUCUGGACGUGAAGAAAGUUUUAAAUUAACGGAGUCACCGACGGUUUUUACACGGCUUCCACACAUGAUGAGUUGUGAUGAAGAAACCAAAGCUGGCUGUGGUCUUCCUCGUAGUGAGUUGUGUCCUCGUCUACCUCAUGUACGUCAAUCGUCACUACGGCCUGUCAAAGCUGGCCAUCCCCCGUCUACGUCCUCACGUCUCUGAUGCUGGGUGGAGCUUCCAGUAUGGCGUCAUGUUUGACGCCGGGAGCACUGGGACAAGAAUCCACAUCUUCAAGUUCCAGGUUGAUGACAGAGAAACUCCCAAACUGUCUCAUGAGACAUUCAAGGCCAUCAAACCUGGACUGUCUGCAUAUGCUGAUGAUCCAGAGAAGUGCACGUCGGGGAUUGAGGAGCUGCUGGAAGUGGCCAGGUCCAGCAUCCCACCCUCUGUUUGGAAUGUGACCCCGGUGGUCCUGAAGGCCACGGCCGGGCUCCGCCUCCUUCCCGGAGACAAGGCCAAGCAGCUACUGGACAAGGUGAGGGUGCUUUUUCACCAGUCACCGUUUGUAUCCAGAGACGACGGCGUGUCCAUCAUGGACGGCACUGACGAAGGGAUUUCUGCGUGGAUCACCAUCAACUUCCUCACAGGUGGUCUUCACAGUGCUCACUCGCCCACAGUGGGGAUGUUGGAUUUGGGCGGUGGCUCAACUCAGAUCACCUUCAGCCCUCAGGAUGAGAAAACCAUCCAGACCUCGCCGAUCGACUACAUCAGGUCCUUCCAGAUGUUCAACAGAACACACACCGUCUACACUCACAGUUAUCUGGGUCUGGGUCUGAUGUCAGCUCGAUUUGCCAUCUUAGGAGGUGUCGACGGUUCACCAUUAGGGGGCAGCACUGAGCUGGUCAGCCCCUGCCUGGCUCCAGAGUACUCGGGCAGUUGGGAACACGCUGACGUCGUCUACACUGUGAAAGGACAAAAGGAAGGGGAGCAGGUUUACGAGGCGUGCCUCAACAAAGUGGAGAAGGUCGUUUACAAGAAGGUGAUGAAGGCGUCAGAGGCUGCGGACAUGGACUUCUACGCUUUCUCCUACUACUACGACCGCGCUGUGGACCUGCACAUGAUCGAUGAAAAAAAAGGUGGAGUCAUCAAAGUGAGCGAUUACAUCGAUGCAGCUAAAUCAGUGUGCAGCGCUGAGUCCGUCAGUCCACAGCAGGACCCGUUCUUGUGUCUGGACCUGGUCUACAUCACAGUCCUGCUGCAGGAGCUCGGGUUCCCUCCACACAAACAACUGAAGGUAAGAACCACAUACACCAGAACCUGGACC
Molecule: messenger RNA, 1391 nt
Organism: Solea senegalensis (Senegalese sole)
Lineage: Eukaryota; Metazoa; Chordata; Actinopteri; Pleuronectiformes; Soleidae
Product: ectonucleoside triphosphate diphosphohydrolase 6-like
Exons: 13
Biological process (GO): nucleoside diphosphate catabolic process
Cellular component (GO): Golgi apparatus; membrane
Molecular function (GO): GDP phosphatase activity; UDP phosphatase activity
Source: RefSeq, a predicted model, not a curated record